Melopsittacus undulatus (budgerigar) is the source of this 2860-nucleotide messenger RNA. It is a transcript of the gene DISC1, whose product is annotated as DISC1 scaffold protein. Gene Ontology annotation, biological process: neuron migration; cilium assembly. The record is from RefSeq and is a predicted model, not a curated record. NCBI's taxonomy places the organism in Eukaryota, Metazoa, Chordata, Aves, Psittaciformes, Psittaculidae. The transcript is spliced from 14 exons. The coding region runs from base 1 to 2508 and encodes 835 amino acids. Gene Ontology annotation, cellular component: centrosome; mitochondrion; microtubule.
AUGCCUGCAGGCUCUCUUUGUAAAAAGAAGCUGGCAAAAAGACCUGGAUACAUGAGGCCAGAAGCUCAGCGACAGGUAGAUUUUAAGUCCCUGAGUGCCUGCAAACCAUUCAGUCCAGAAGAGCUCAGACAUGGCAAGCAGCACUGUGAACACCUUGAGAGCUGCUCUCUACACAGACAAUGCCAAAAUAACCUUGAGUUCUCAUGCUGUAGUUCUGUAGUUCCUGCUAAUGGGGUAACAAUGUUGUCUGCUACUGGAAAUAUGCCAGGAUGCCACAAAAAUAUUCCAUCUUGCAAGAGUCUGCAGUCAGAAAACACAGCGAUAAUGAUUUACUCUACUGCAGCAACAAGCAAAGGAGAUGUUUCUGCUGUAUGCUGUACGUGGCAGAAAAGUGAGGGUGCUGAAGUGAGCAAGCCUGUGAACAUGUGUGCUUUGGAUCAGACAGAAGUGAAUAACAGCUGUGAAUAUCAAACCAGAGAUGUUAUUUCUCAUUAUGUUGGGGCACAUGAUGGCUUUAGUUCAAGUUUCAGCUUCAUACAGCUCUCCCUGAACUCGGCACCUGGAGUAAGAGAUGCUGAAGGCAAGUCAGCCAUUGAGGAAACUGAGUAUGUUCGACAUCCCAGCACUGCAGGAAGUAUGCAGAUGCCAGAAGAGAUGCUGCACACUCAUGAGCACUUGGGAGCUUUACAUUGCUUCUCUAGGCCCUGUGAGGAUUUGGAGUAUGAAAAUGAGACCGCAGUGAAUGAUAAACUGCAGGACUGUGAGACUCUCUCUCUCUCAGAUACAGAUGCAACAUACUCAUAUUCUACAGAUUCCUCAGAUGCAGCAUCUGCUGGCUCUUCUGUUACCUCAGGCUAUGAAAGCAGUUUUACUGUUAGUGACCAUAGCUGGGAUACUUUGAUAAAAAAGUAUGAACCAGUGCUACAGGACUGCCUGCUUGGCAACCGUAGUACAUUAAAGAUAAAAUCCUUGAUCUUACGGCUUAAGAGGCUUCAGGAAAAAGCAGUAGAGGAAGAUGACUAUGAUAGAGCUGAUAAAUUUAGAAGGAAACUGGAAGAACUGGAGAGAGAGAAAAAUUCUUUAAAAUUUCAGCUUCCUUCAAGGCAUCCUUCAGUUAGCAGUUUUUUGGACCGGUUUGUUACCCAAGUUCAAGCAACGUUGCACUGGGCUGCUGAUCAUCGUGUUAGAAAUGGAGAAAUGCAAGUUUGGCAUGAAAACGAGCAUAGACUUUUGAGAUCCACUUACCAGGAGAGGAUGGAGGUUUCAGCCACAAAACGAAACCAACUUUUUCAAGAAAAGAAGUGGUUACAGAAGGAAAUUGAAGACCUCCGAGCAAGACUGGCCAUAUUGGAAGCAAAAGAUCAACAGCUAAGAAGAGAAAUUGAAGAACAAGAUAGGCUUAUUCAGUCACAGGACUGUGAACUGACUGCUUUACUUGGCUGUCUUUCUUUGAGAGAACUACAGGAAAUAAGCAAGGCUGUGGGUGACACUUUAGCAUUGUCCUAUCAAAUUCCAUUCAGUCUGGAUCUUCCGGGGACAAUAAAGAGCCUUCAGGAAAAAGAGCAAUCGUUCACCAUGUCCAUUAAAGAAACUACUGCCAAAGUUUGCACGAGUCAGAAACUCUGCAGUACUUUGAGGAGGAAAGUGAGUGAUAUUGAGACUCAACUACCAGCUCUACUUGAAGCAAAAAUGCUGGCUGUUUCAGGAAGUAAUUUUGGUACUGCGAAGGACCUAACAGAAGAAAUAAGAUCAUUAACAUCAGAGAAGGAGGGGCUGGAAGGACUUCUCAAUGAACUGUUGGUUCUGAGUGCCAGAAAUGUCCGAGAACUAGAGAGAAUCAAAGAUGAUUACACCAGACUGAAACAAGAACUUGAAGAAGGAGAGACUGCCUUCGUCACCAGUGUAAAAGAAAAUGCUGAAAAGUAUAUGGAGAUACUGGAGGAUAAACUGCAUAGCUGCAGGAGCCAGCUGCUCCAAAGAGUGUGGGAAGCUGACUUGGAGGCCUGUCAGCUGUUGAUCCGAGGGUUUCAACUGAAAGAAACAAGUUGCUGUGGUUUUGAGCAAGAGGAGAACCAAAUGGAUGAGAUGGAGAUGACUGCUGAUGGCCCAUCUGAUUCUGAGAAAAGAAAAGAAGGUCACUUUCCAAAGAGCAUAGAGUGGGGCUCAGUUCCCUGCCCCAAGCACAGCGAGCUAGAAGAGGUUACAGAAGACAUUUCAUUGGGAGCAGAGGGUCAUUUAUCUGAGGAGUUCUUCAUAUUUUCUGCAGAGUUGGGAGAAAAAUGUAAAGCAAUAAGUGAGAAAUUGGUGCACCUGGAAGAUCAAUUGCAAAGUUCUGCCUGCAGAGUUGAUGAAGGAGUUAUUCAGUCUCUGCAGAGGGAGAUCCAGGUGGUGAAGGAGACACUCCAGACAGUGCUCAUGCAACUUCAGCCAGCAAGGGAGGCAGAAGAAAAGGCUGGAGACUUCCUCUGUGACAGCUGGUGUCCAGGAAAACAAGACUUGAAGGAAUAAUGAGCAGAAAGAGCUGAACACUGCUGCAUUUGAAUAAAAUCUCAACCUAUGCAACCACUUUAACAAGACACUGAACUGAGGAAAAGGAAAACUGAAUCAGUCAUCAUUCGUAUUAUAUUUGUCUUUGUUAAUUAACAUUUACUCUAUACAUAAUGUGGACUACUACUACUUUAAUUUAUUAUUCCAUUAACUUCACUGUUUGUUGUGGGAAGCUAGAGCCAGUAAUUGUUCCUUUUCUCAGACAUGCUGUAUAACAAGCAUACUUAAAGAAAGGUAUACUAUGCAAUGUAUUAGCUUCCUUUUAUUGGUGAGUAGAAAACAUUCAAAUAAAGAGAAGAAUGUUUUUAACUAA